UAAAGUGCAAUAUUAGCUUUUACAUAUAUAUGAUUAGUAAUAACACAAAGUAUGAGCAACCUGACAAAUGAAAACCGAAACCAUAAAAAAUAUUGAUAUCUUUAAUAAAAGCAUCUUUACUAAUUUGAAAAAUGUCUUGCUAUUUUCGUCAAAAUUCUGAUACUGAGAUUGCUAUACCCAGAUAUUUUGAAUCGUCAGGCGUCACUUAUUAUACGGUACGGGUACGGGUGGUCCAAGUGGAAUGGCUGGUGGAAAGGCGAUACAAAGACUUUGACGAACUUAAUGAAAAAUUAGUAGAGGAAAUAGCUAUAUCGAAAAAAUUGCUACCUCCGAAAAAGAUCGUAGGCAAUAAGAAUCCAUCAUUUCUAGAAGAGAGACGUCAAAAGUUAGAAAAAUAUCUGCGUGAGUUAAUGGUUUUUUUUCGCAUUCAAAUACCUCGGGCACUAGCUGAAUUUCUGGAAUUUAAUAAGUACGACAUUAUCUAUUUGCUCCAAGAUUUAGCUACACUUUUCAUUGAAAGUGGCGAAGCAUUAUUAAGCAACCGAAAACAAUUUCACUUCUCAGCUUUACAGGUUUAUGCCAUUAGCGAACGUUUAAAUCUGCCUUGCCCUCCCGAGAACAUCGAAAAUAGGGGUAAAUUUGAUUUCUCUCACGUCUUGGAUUUUUGUACUCAAUUGGAGAUAUUGAAAGUGACACCAGUGAAGGGACAUGAUAGUUUUGCUAGCGAUUAUAAUGCUGUGGAUGUGCCUAUAGGGAGUAGCAAUAUUAUACCUAAAAAAUUAAAAUUCAAUUUGAAUGCUUUUCGUAACAUACAUACGUUGAAAUUUUAUGCGCUGCCCCCGGAGAAUAUAUUGGAUAUUGGUUUAUUGAAACCAAAUUUGCAAAAAAUCUGUGUUCACAAUACUACCACGACUUCAAUUAAUCAGAUUUUAUUGUGUGACAAUGUACAUAAAGAAAAUGUUAUCGUUAAUAGUCCUACAAAGGCUGAUAUAGCUGUGCAAGGUCCAAUUACCAGUUCUUCUGCAAGCUGCACCAAUUGGCCAAAGAUUAAUGAAUUGAAUUUUUCAGGCAAUUUAUUAACACAAAUUGAUGAAAGUGUACGCUUGGUACCACAGUUGAGGACUUUAGUUUUGGAACAGAAUCGUUUAAAAAAUAUUAGAAAUUUAGCUGAACUACCCCACUUGCAAACACUGACGUUAUCAGUAAAUUUGAUAAGUGAUUGCAUAAAUUGGCAUUUGGAAUUGGGUAAUUUGAUCACUUUAAAUUUGGCUCAAAACAAACUGAAAAGCGUAAAAGGCUUACGUAAGCUUUUAUCGCUAGUAAAUUUAGAUUUAAGCUGUAAUUUAAUAGAGGACAUAGAGGAAGUCGAUAAUAUUGCCUGUUUACCUUUACUGGAAACCCUCAGAUUAACAGGAAAUCCUUUGGCCAGCAUAGUAGAUUAUCGUUCCCGCGUAUUGGCCAGAUUUCAUGAUCGUGCUUCUGAAAUUUUUUUAGACAGUGAGAAAGGCACACACAAAGAACUGGACACCGCUUUGGUACUGUCAGCAUUACACGUUUCAUUUCUCAGGAAAAAAUCGCAGCAAUAACCUAAAGAUAAAACUAAUUGCGAACAAAAUUUAGGGAAAAUUUCUAUUUAAUAUUUUUCGGGUAUUAAAAUUGGUUUGUUUUUUAUUGUUAUUAGUCGUGGUUUGUUUUAUUUUUUGAGCAGCAGAUCAAACAAUAUAUUGAAAUCUCAAAAAUUAUGUCUAAUUGUAUGGUUCAAAAGUUGUGAAAAGAAUCUUUUAUUCUAUAUCCAUUCGAUUGUAGACCUUAUAUAUGUAUGUAUGUAUGUGUAGUGUGUGAGACAGACAUAGCUUAAAGUUAUAUAUAAAAAAGUAUUAUUCUUUUGUAUUGUAUGAAAUUUCACCUUAAAUCCUACACAGGGAUUCCGAUUCGAUUCAAUUGUACAAUCGUAUUAACAAUAACAAUAGAGAAAGCAUAAAAUUCUAUUUGUAUAAUUUAUUGGACAGUUAUUUGAUUUUAAAAGUA
Glossina fuscipes is the source of this 2028-nucleotide messenger RNA. RefSeq names its product nischarin. Gene Ontology annotation, molecular function: phosphatidylinositol binding; protein kinase binding. Gene Ontology annotation, cellular component: cytoplasm. Lineage: Eukaryota; Metazoa; Arthropoda; Insecta; Diptera; Glossinidae. The record is from RefSeq and is a predicted model, not a curated record. The transcript is spliced from 5 exons. The coding region runs from base 132 to 1586 and encodes 484 amino acids.